AGGGUAUGCCAGAAGCAUGGGCUCGCUUGCUUAUGAAUUCAAACAUAAGCAAACAGGAACAAAAGAAAAAUCCACAAGCUGUGUUAGAUGUUCUCAAGUGGUAUGAUAAUACAACCAAGCAGAGAGCAAGUUCAAAAUACAUGACAAAUGCUAUAACAACGCAUUCUGGUUCUUCACUAUCGCACGUUAGCAGCAGCAGUCCUAGUAGCACACCAACUGAUUCAGAGUUACAUGGUUCCAACAGUGGAGGUAAUUUGAUUGGUGUCAACAUAAAUAAUCUUACUUUAGGCAAUAAUGCCAAUAAUAUACCAGCAACUGGUGGCAUUGGUAGCCCUCAUAUCGGUAAUAAUUAUGGAAAUCAUCAUCAUACCGCACUUAGUCAAUCACAUUCAUAUAAUUUUGUUGGUGGCAAUACAGCCUCCUCUUCAUCACAACAUUCGUCAGCCAAUGAAGAUGAUAUUUUAGGUACACCACAACCGCCACCACCGCCAGUUGCAUCACGACCAGAACGCACGAAAUCCAUUUAUACACGACCUAUAGAAGAGGUAACACCAACGAUACCGCCACCACCUGCUACAACACCUACAACACCACUGCAUCAACAAUUGCAGCAACAGCAUCUUAACAAUAUAGCGCAACCACAAUAUAAAGCUCCAACAAUAACAACAACCACAACUUUAGAUAAGAACAAAAAUAACGCAAAUAUAUACACGCACGACGGUAGCGCAAAUAAUUUAACAGCUUCUGCAGUCACACCUCCAACAGCAACAACUGCAAAUUCUACAACUCAAGCUACUCAGCCGAUUGCGACACCGCCUACUGCCGCAGCAGGAGUAGCCCAACAACGUUCGGGCACAGCGAAAAAGAAGAAAAUGUCCGACGAGGAAAUUCUUGAAAAAUUACGAACUAUUGUUUCUGUCGGUGAUCCAAAUCGUAAAUAUACAAAAAUGGAGAAAAUUGGUCAAGGAGCAUCUGGUACGGUAUAUACAGCAAUUGAAGCUUCUACGGGUAUGGAAGUAGCAAUUAAACAAAUGAACCUAUCACAACAACCGAAGAAAGAGCUUAUAAUUAAUGAAAUAUUAGUGAUGCGAGAAAAUAAGCAUCCAAAUGUUGUUAACUACCUCGACAGCUAUUUGGUGUCUGAAGAACUUUGGGUUGUUAUGGAGUAUUUACCAGGCGGUUCAUUAACAGAUGUUGUUACGGAAACCUGUAUGGAUGAAGGCCAAAUUGCAGCUGUAUGCCGUGAAGUAUUACAAGCAUUAGAAUUUCUACACUCCAAUCAAGUUAUUCAUCGCGACAUUAAAAGUGAUAAUAUUUUACUCGGUCUUGACGGAUCAGUAAAAUUGACUGAUUUCGGUUUCUGCGCGCAGAUCUCACCAGAGCAAUCAAAACGCACAACAAUGGUCGGCACACCAUACUGGAUGGCACCUGAAGUAGUGACACGCAAACAAUAUGGACCAAAGGUCGAUUUGUGGUCACUCGGUAUCAUGGCUAUUGAAAUGGUUGAAGGAGAGCCACCUUAUCUCAACGAAAAUCCACUUAAAGCAUUGUACCUUAUUGCCACAAAUGGCAAGCCUGAAAUUAAGGAAAAAGAAAAACUUUCCAUUGUAUUUCAAGAUUUUUUAAAUCAAUGCUUGGAAGUUGAUGUUGAACGUCGUUCCGGUGCUGCGGAGUUACUGAAGCAUCCUUUUCUUAAACUAGCACGUCCAUUAGCCAGUCUGACGCCGCUAAUUAUGGCCGCAAAAGAAGCCACUAAAGGAAACUGAUUAAAAACAUAAAAUAAGGAUAUAAAACUACUUAAAAGCUGAUAUGGAAGAUAAUAAACAACUUUAUACACAUAAUUAUAUAUAAAAACAUAU
Teleopsis dalmanni is the source of this 1859-nucleotide messenger RNA. RefSeq names its product serine/threonine-protein kinase PAK 3 (gene Pak). The coding region runs from base 6 to 1766 and encodes 586 amino acids. Gene Ontology annotation, cellular component: cytoplasm. Lineage: Eukaryota; Metazoa; Arthropoda; Insecta; Diptera; Diopsidae. The transcript is spliced from 5 exons. The record is from RefSeq and is a predicted model, not a curated record. Gene Ontology annotation, biological process: regulation of axonogenesis; intracellular signal transduction; protein phosphorylation. Gene Ontology annotation, molecular function: protein serine/threonine kinase activity; ATP binding.